Molecule: messenger RNA, 1783 nt
Organism: Cercocebus atys (sooty mangabey)
Lineage: Eukaryota; Metazoa; Chordata; Mammalia; Primates; Cercopithecidae
Exons: 4
Coding region: 219-668 (149 amino acids)
Source: RefSeq, a predicted model, not a curated record
UAUUCCGAGGUUUUAGGUUGCCUUUAUUAGACAGUAAGCUCCCCCAGUGGAAACCAUGGCUACCAUUUCCUGGCUUCUCUUUGAAGCCCCUCGUGGGCCCGCAGCUGAGCAGGCGGGCAGUUGGGGAAGUGAGCAGAAUCACGACGCUGUGACCCAGCCUCUGAGGCCAGCCCCGUUUCCAGGCUCUGCGCGAGGUAGAGUGAAGCCAGCCCUCCCCCAUGGCCAUCUGGGUGGUGCCUCUUAGUGUGCUGAGCUCUGGGCUGACCUCACUGCCUGCACCCCUUCCUUCACGCCUUGUGGCAGCCCAGCAGAGAAACAAGUUGAAGCUGCAGUAUUUCAGAUCCAACUGGAAUCACAGGGAUUUCUUGUUUGACUCCUCCCUGAAAUCCUGGAAGAAUCUGGAGUCGGCAGAAGUGUACGUGUUGCAAAAAUCACAGAAUCAUGUGAGGAAUGAAAGGAAGGCCCCCUUUUUCCACCCUGACUCCAACAGUCCCGCUGCUCAAAGGACCCCAGGGACAUGGAGGGGCUCGGGAUUCAGGAUGGCUGAUGGGGCACUCAUUUAUCUGCCCCAGCCAAAUCCAAGUGGAUCAAAGAAGGAAAUAGUCUGGCAGUCCCAGAGCAGCAUGGGAAAGCUGAGAAAUGGAAAACUAGGGAGAGAAUCUGCAUAAGACAUAAAGGUCAUGGGACAGACAGACAAUGAAACCCACAGACCAAGGGACCCACACCCCAUGCAGGAGGGAAAGGAGGCCCAAACCCCUGAACCUUCCUAGGAGGACAGCACUAGGUGAGAGGCUGCAGGGUGGGCACAGGCCAAGGACAUCUGAGUAAUUAACAGUGUCAGGGUGAGCAGAUUGACUGUGUCCCACCCUUCCUCCACCAAACACCACUUGGCAUUGAAUUCCAUGUUUGCUUGGAGGUCAAGGCGCAAGAACAGCUAAAUGGAGUUCUGAAACUGCGUACUAGGCCAGAGAAAAAGGGCAGCACCCCAGGUAACUUAAGCGUCCCAUAGGGAAGCAGAACCCUUUACUCAGAAAAUCAGAUCCACCAGCUCCUCUUGGCCACAGGCCUCUUUCACUUGCCCACAUGUCACAAUUACUGUAGAUAGGGCUCUCCAGCACAAAGAUUUCUUGCAUGGCUAAGCCAACAGGAAUUCCCACUUAGCCUGAGGAAGAACAUUCUAGGAAACAACAAUUUUGUCCAGAUCCCUCCCCGCACCAUCUUCAAAUAUGAAGAGACAACCAAGAAACACUAAAAAUGCAAUAAUCCAAUGCACCAAAAGAGAGACACCAAACUCGACAAACAAAAGAACCAACACAGGAGGCCGAUGAAGUAAUGCUGUAAACAGAAGAAAAAGGUAAAACAGCUGUACUUUCUAUUUCCAGGGAAAUUUGAGAGGACAUCUAUUUUUUAAAAGAAACAGGUUCCUGAGAAAAGGAAACCUUUUCGGUUUUGAAAAUUGCCAACUUGAUGGACAAAUUCUGAAACCACUAAUUAGCAGAUUGAAUAAUGAGGGGAAUACAGUGACCUGGAAGUUCUUGACAAAGGAGUUUCCUGGAACCCAGUGCAAAAGCACAGAGAGAUGAAAAGGAAGAAAAGAAAGGACCUCUGAGCUGAAGAAGAUGGAAAUGUUUAGACUACAAUGUCCCAGUAGCUUUGGGUAGCAAGGAUGAAAAAUUGGCACGUGCCUGGUGAAAUGUCUAAACUCUAAGAAUGGAGGUAGGUUUGUACAUUAAAUGUCCACUAUAACUCUUCAAUUUAUAGGUUACCUUGGCCUUCAUUCAUC